AACUCCAGGUGUAGGAGAAAAGACCACUCCAAGCUCUGGCGGUGAGACAACUCCUGGAGGUGAACAGUCGACUCCAGGCACCACGGUUGAAGUUUGUCGAGAGAUCAUGGGAAUAGAAAACGGACUGAUCACUGAUGACAUGUUCAGCGCAUCCUCUGAGAAAUCUCCCGAGCAUGCUCCAGAGAGAGGCAGGCUGAACUUGGAGACUGACGGUGUUGGCGCUGGAGGAUGGACGCCCGCUGAAUCUAACAUAAACCAAUGGAUUCAGAUUGACUUCCUGGAGCCAAGGAUAUUAACAGGAGUUACGAUCCAGGGUAGAGAUGGUGUACCAACUUUCGUGACAUCAUUUGAAGUUAUAUUUUCAUAUGAUGGACUCACCUGGACCAAAUAUGAAGAAACACCUGGUGUCGCCAAGGUGUUCCCUGGUAAUACCGACAACGAAACUCCAGUCACUAACUGGUUCUACAAGCCCAUCCGUGGCCAGUUCAUCCGAAUCGUGCCCCUCACUUGGAACCAAGCUAUAAGCAUCAGGCUGGAGAUCCAUGGCUGUUACGAACCAUACCCAACCAAACCUACAGGUACAGUUCCAACAACCACACCAGCUGUUACCACUCCAAAAAUCACCACACCAGGAUCCACUACCACAACUACACCGUGGACAAUGCCACCCAUGGAAUGUGUUGAGUUUGAAGACUGGGUUAACACUGGGGCUGUGUCCCUGGAGGGUGACCUUGAACCUAUAGAUGCAAUCAUUAAUGUAACUCCCAACUGCCAGAACCCCAUUGCUAUACAGUGUAGGAAGGCAUCGUCGGACAAGACACCACACUACAAGACUGGACAGGUUGUUAGCUGCAACUUAUGGGAAGGUCUAUCGUGUAGACACGCUGACCAGCAAAACCAACCAUUCUGUUACGAUUAUGAAGUAAGGCUAGGGUGUCUCAUGCAAGUACCUGAAUGUUUACCUUCGACUGCCACUCCAGGAACUACACCUACCGGUACUCCACCAAUUGGUACCACACCAGCCAAUGUGGAUGUUUGCGAGAACGUCACUGAGAUUUCAGGCUGCCCUGCCUCGUGCCCUGAAGGCAAGUUUUGCGAUGGUAAAGACUGCGUGAGCAGAAUUGACUGCCCUUGCGUUAUCAACAAUCGAUAUGUUAAGCCUGGAGAGUUCUUUGAAACUGAGAACUGCGAGACGUGUACUUGUUUCAAUGGCCAAUUGAAAUGUUAUCCCAAAACAGAAUGUCCACCUUGCCCCGAUGGACAAAUGCCCAAACGAGACCAAGAGACACAAUGUCAAUGUACUUGUCUUCCUUGUGUUGAUGGUGGAUGGAUGUGUGACAACUUUGAGUGUAUUCCACCUGAAGCAAGAUGUGAUGGUGUCAUUGACUGCACUAAUGAUGAGUACGACUGUGCAAGCACAACUGCAGCACCAACCACUACUCCACCGGUGUCGACUAGAAGCACUCCUUCGGGUACUGGAACAACUCCAUCUGGUGUAGAGACAACACCUUCUGAAGGAGAAUCCACGCCCUCUAAAGAAGAGACUACACCUGAAGGUGAGAAGACCACGCCCUCUGGAGUAGAGACUACACCAUCUGGCAAGGAGACGACUCCAGAAGAAGGCAAGACAACUGGACCACCAUCAGUGUCUGGCUCCACACCAUCUGGCGAGGUGACAACACCAUCAGGAGAGAAGACAACCCCAUCAGGAGAGAAGACAACACCCUCAGGUGUAGAAACAACUCCAAAAGAGGAAACUCCGGGUACAAUCAAAACUUGUCCCGUAUGUCCCACAUUGAUAGUGCCAGUUCUUAAACCUGGUGAAGUGGCUGUCAUUAAAGAAAUCCUCGGUGGGUGUUGCGAAGAGUAUGAAGUCAUUUGUAAACCUGAUACGUGUCCCGAGGUUGACAUCAUUUGUGAGGCUCCAAAGAGAGUAUAUUCCAUAAUAGGAGAAUGCUGCCAGGGCUUUGAAUGUAAAUGUCCACCUAUUGAUGAAUGUAACGUUACACCUGAACCGGAAUGCCCACCUGGCUACCAGACCGUACAAAGGGUGGAUGAAUGUGGUUGUGUUAGCUACGAGAACUGCACUAAACAAUCAGUAUGUAUCAUCAGAAGCACAUAUACAUACGACGAAGAGGGCAACCAAGUUCCAAGACCAGAGCCUAUUACCAUUGUCAAGCAGCCUGGAGAGACGUGGGACGAGGGAGAUUGCAGGAGCUGUGAAUGUACAGCUAGUCCAUCUGGCAUCCCUGGUGAAUACGAACCACUAUGUUCUGAACAGACAUGUCCCGCCCCACCACCAGCAUAUGACCUUGGAGAUAAGAUUCCCGGGGAAUGUUGUAGACCACUUGUGAAGAAUCGAUGUAUCAUCAGGAUUGAUGGUGAAGACGAGACAUUCAAUGUUGAUGAUGAGUGGAGUAACCCAGACACACCUUGUGUAUCAUACAAGUGUGUCCGUAGUCCCGAUGGAGAUGCCAUUGUUGAAACAGCCACCGGACUCUGCUGUGUCGUCAACGGCAUAUCAUAUCAGCCUGGUGAGAUGAUCCCAUCAAACAGGACUUGCUAUGAGGCUAUCUGUGAUGCUUCUGAGCAUGGAGCCCUUGUAAUAGAGUCUACCAUCAACUGUGUGCCACCAAAUAGGACAUGUGCCCAGGGUGAAGAUCCUGUUGAUGAGAGUGGAUGUUGUAGGAAAUGUAUACCCAGUGAACCAAAAGUAUGUGAUACCUGUAGACCAGUUCUUGUGUUUGGACAGCCUCAGGAUUCUAUUGGCUACCUGACUUCCGAAAAACAAGGAAUGCUUUGCUCAAAUAAGGAUGUUGUUGACGGAUUCUACGAGUGCUCUGGAUUCUGCGACUCGCGCGCACAAUACUCCACGUGGACAAUGGCGUUCGUUAAUGACUGUGAUUGUUGCCAACCAAGAAAAACUGAGAGUAAAUUUAUUACAUUGACUUGCGAUGAUGGUUCAACCAUAACAAAGAGCUACCAAGUCCCAAGCGAAUGUGGUUGUGGCGCAUGUACCGGUGCAAGGAGAUGAUGAGCCUCGCAAUAGAUCUAAGAACGUUUAUAAACAAUCAUUCAAUACUCAGUACUAAUUUAUAAAUUUACUGUACAAAAAAAUCUGAGAUUUAAAAAUGGAAUCAAAGCGGAAGACAUACAUAGUGUAAAAUCAAAACAUUGUUUUAAGAGGUUUUAAUUGUAUAAUUUAUUUUAUGUCUGUACAGCAUAAUACAUGCACAAUAUAGGGUUAUCUCAUAGACCUUCAUCUAUAUUUCUAUCACUUGACUAUCAGUUUUGAAAAAUAUGAUUCA
This is a messenger RNA of Owenia fusiformis, 3308 nucleotides long. The record is from the annotation of a GenBank genome assembly. Lineage: Eukaryota; Metazoa; Annelida; Polychaeta; Sabellida; Oweniidae.